AUGGAGCUGGAGAACAAAGUGUGUCGAAUCAAGAUACCGGCUCACAUAAAUCAUGGAGAGCGAGGAGCUUGGGAUGUGUUCAUGCAGCUUCGAAACGAAGACGAUGAGCACCUUGUGACUGAACCUCGAGCCGAAUUCUUGAGGGAUAACAUUCUAAAGGCGGCAUUGAUGCAUGCUGACAGGAUGGAGGAGCUUUUCACAUUUGCCCAAGACCUCCAAAAGACUUACAAUUUCGAAUGGCCUGAGCUAUAUCUGAAAGUGGUUCAUUUCUACCUGGCCCAGACCGAUUGCGAAGCUGCGUUUCGUUGGCAUUUGAAACUCAUGCCUACUUUUCGUCCUGACUUGGAUAGCUUUGGUGCUUUUCUAGCAAGCUUUGCUCUUGACCGAACUCCUGUUAUUCAGAGCACUUUGACCACAAUAUACGUCUUUAAUCCUUUUCGCGAGUUGUACGAUUAUGUUGUGCCAACUCUCUUCGAUUCUGGCCAGUCACAUGCAGCUCGCGUUUGGAGAAAGCGUUUUAUUCUGUUUAAUGAUCAUGCCAAAUCCCAAAAGUCUAUGCCGUUUCUUGACUUUCUGUCUCGCUACUUCUCUAAAGUGCAGCUCACCAAAGAGGAAUUGGCAGUACUCAAUCGAGAAGCUGGAUUUAGAUAUGACCCUGAAUCAGAUACAGCCAAUAAAGAUGGCUCUUUAGGGCAGGACAAAGGCAUGUUCAGCGAUAAAUUUGCAGCUAGGUGGUUUGCCAGCUCCUGGACGUCGGCAGAGUUUGCAAUCAAUCUGAUGCAUAAACUUGGCCUUCGGGACAUUGGCCCGCAAUCGUUGCAAUCCAUUGCUCUAAGAGAACAAGAUACUCAAGGGGUCAAUGAUCGCUUAAAACAGCUUCGAGACUUAGGGAUGACUGUUUCCUCAACAGCUUAUUGCAAAGCUCUUAUAUCUUUUGCUGGCAGAGGGGAAGACGAAUUGCUCAGGGAUCUCUUGCAUUGCGAUAUACACCCAGACGAAUUCGAUAACUCAGAGACGCGAGUGACGCUGCUGGCUGCUUCUGCCAAAGCGCAAGAUUGGAAGCAAGAGCGAUUACUUCAGGAGGUUGAGGCUUUGAUUAUCAAACCGGCAUCCAGGCCGAGAAAGGUCAAGACGCUCUCCGAGGAGCUCAACCAAAGUCUCCGUGCUGCAUUGUCAACGCAAGGUCUGGCGAAAGUCAGAAGCGUCUUUGAUAAGAUGGACAACCUGAGUGUCAGUAUAGAACAGAAGAACUCAGAGGCAUUUCUUGACCGCGUGUUUGAGGGUAUCUGGUAUCAUCCCAAAACCAGCAAACAAAAAUUUCACGGCUACCAGGAGGAUCCUCAGCUUGACAGAGCUAUCCAUUUGUCGCUACGUGUAGCACGGCAUGGGGUCGCUAUCCCUAUCAAGUAUUGGCAAAUUCUGCUCUACAACCUUGGACGUUUAGGACGCUUGAACGAGCUUGAGGAGUUAAGCCAUGAGAUAUGCGAAUUAUACAGCGCGGACCCUGGAGGGCUGAUUCCAGUACACCGGUGCGAUAUGCCACCCAAACCCAAGUCGGAACCCAAGAUACCCGGCAAUGAUUCUGUGGGAUGGGCCGAGUAUCGCUCGUUCCCUGACGGCAAGAAGAAGAAAAGUCAUUUCAGAGAAGAAUUUUGGAGAGCGGAAAUAGGCUUGGCCGAAGAGGCAUCAAAUGCCCUUUCAACACAAUCUCAAACACAACCGAAGUCUGUUACCAAGACCGGAAACCCCUCAAAAAAGGACAGUAGUCCCGAAUAUGUGUUUUGUAUACCGGCCGACCUGCCUUUUACCAACAGGCAACAUCCCAUACAGAAGAUUUUUGACGUCAGUCUGCAACGUGCUAUACUUCGAUGGGGAUUUGACAAGACACUGGGACAAGAGCCGUCCAAACUUUCGGUUGCGAAGACCAAAACUGGAGGAAUCACCGACUUUGACCUAGCAUGUGGUGUCCGUCUCUUGGCUUUGCUGAAGCAGAAAGGCGUCUAUAUCGACCAGCAGGUGGUGCGAAGUGCGAUCAUCAGACGUCUCGCUGUGGCACACCUACCAGGGAGGACAAGGGCAAGGGCGCGAGACGACAGGGAGCUAUCACCUGCAAGUAUAAAGCAGUUGGUGGAAGAAGCAUGGGGCUCUCCAAUACUACCCAGCGAGGGUCAGCUGGCUAUGGAGAUGGAGAAUAUGAAGCCAAAGUUAUGGAAGAGCUUUCCUAGGCUUUUCGAGAAGAGUUAUGAUAAAGACGAAACUGCUUGA
Fusarium coffeatum is the source of this 2265-nucleotide messenger RNA. RefSeq lists its product as uncharacterized. The coding region runs from base 1 to 2265 and encodes 754 amino acids. The transcript is spliced from 2 exons. The record is from RefSeq and is a predicted model, not a curated record. NCBI's taxonomy places the organism in Eukaryota, Fungi, Ascomycota, Sordariomycetes, Hypocreales, Nectriaceae.